Nicotiana tabacum (common tobacco) is the source of this 2798-nucleotide messenger RNA. Its product is annotated as putative methyltransferase PMT11. Gene Ontology annotation, molecular function: methyltransferase activity. NCBI's taxonomy places the organism in Eukaryota, Viridiplantae, Streptophyta, Magnoliopsida, Solanales, Solanaceae. Gene Ontology annotation, cellular component: cytoplasm; trans-Golgi network; endosome. The record is from RefSeq and is a predicted model, not a curated record.
AAAAGAAGAGAGUCUAUCACAUAUCAAAUUCGAAGAUUAGCGGCGCCCAUACUUGUUCCAGUUUCAACUAUAUAUAGCCUUCUUCUCGCAUUUAAUUCAGCACUUCAUUUACUCUCUCUUUCUGUCUUCCCUUUUUUUCUUUAGCACAGUAGGCUACCUGCCUCAUUUGCAAGAAUUCUCAUUGAGAGAUUCAGAUCUACAACAACCCACUAAUUUUGUUGUAUAGUUUCUCUGUGUGUGUAUGAGAAAGUGAAAAAACAUGAAGGGGUUGAGUGGAGAUUUACUCAGGUCCACUACUGUUAUCAAAGUGUUGGCUUUCGUGUUCUUAGCCGUCGCUUUCUUCUACUUCGGCAAACAUUGGUCUGAUGGAUCGUCUCAACAGCUCCUUUUCUUCAAUUCGCGCCAAAACCCAUCUGGGCUCAUCUCUCCUUCAGCUGUUUCUCUUUCCUCCAAUUUCAAUAAAACUUAUGAUUUAUCCACUGUUAUUAACGAUACCAACAGACAGCAAGCGGGUGAAGUUUCAAUUCCGCCACCGCCGGCGGUUACUUUGUCUCCUUCCCCACCGCCACCGUCGGCGGUGCAGCAUAUGGGUUUAUUGGACGAGAAUGGAGUAAUGAAGGAAGAUUUCGCGGUGGGGGAUUAUGAUCCGGAUGUUGUGGAGAAUUGGCCGGGUGUUGGAAACGAGACAGAUUUGUCGGAAAACAAUAAGGUUGUUAAGGUUAAGAAAUUCGGGCUCUGUCCUGAGAGUAUGAGGGAGUACAUUCCGUGCCUUGACAAUGUGGAGGCUAUCCAAAAGCUGAAUUCAACGGAGAAAGGUGAUAAAUUCGAACGGCAUUGUCCUGAAAAAGAUAAGGGGUUGAAUUGCUUGGUUCCUGCACCUAGAGGUUACCAAGCUCCAAUUCCAUGGCCCAGGAGCCGUGAUGAGGUUUGGUUCAGCAAUGUUCCCCAUGCACGUCUAGUUGAAGAUAAAGGGGGUCAAAAUUGGAUCACCAUAGACAAGGACAAGUUCAAAUUUCCUGGUGGCGGCACCCAGUUCAUACAUGGAGCUGAUCAGUAUUUGGAUCAGAUUGAGAAGAUGGUCCCUGAAAUUGCAUUUGGUCGUCAUACCCGAGUUGCUUUGGAUAUUGGUUGCGGCGUAGCAAGCUUUGGUGCUUAUUUACUAUCACGGAAUGUGCUCGCUCUGUCAAUUGCUCCAAAAGAUGUUCAUGAAAACCAGAUUCAAUUUGCUCUUGAGCGCGGGGUGCCUGCAAUGGUGGCUGCAUUUGCAACACAUCGGUUAAUGUAUCCCAGCCAGGCAUUUGAAUUAAUCCAUUGUUCAAGGUGUAGGAUCAAUUGGACUCGUGAUGAUGGUAUUUUACUAUUGGAGGUGAACAGGAUGCUCCGUGCCGGAGGAUAUUUUGUUUGGGCUGCACAACCCGUUUAUAAGCAUGAAGCUGCCCUAGAAGAACAAUGGGAAGAGAUGGUUAAUCUAACAACCCGUCUUUGCUGGAAGCUUGUGAAGAAGGAAGGUUAUAUUGCAAUAUGGCAGAAGCCUUUAAACAACAGUUGCUAUUUAAGCCGCGAAGAAGGAUCCCAACCGCCGCUUUGUGAUCCACAGGAUGAUCCAGACAAUGUUUGGUAUGUUGAUCUGAAAGCUUGUAUUACGAGACUACCAGAAGAAGGAUAUGGUGCAAAUAUUACCACAUGGCCUUCACGCCUUCACGAUCCACCAGAGAGGCUCCAGAGCAUACAACUUGAUGCAUAUAUAUCUAGAAAAGAGCUUUUCAGGGCAGAGUCAAGAUUCUGGAAAGAAAUAAUUGAAAGUUAUGUCCGUGCCUUGCACUGGAAGAACUUCAAACUUAGAAAUGUGUUGGAUAUGCGAGCUGGUUUUGGAGGAUUUGCUGCAGCAUUGGUUGAAAAUCAACUGGAUUGCUGGGUUCUAAAUGUUGUCCCUGUUAGUGGCCGAAAUACCUUACCCAUCAUAUAUGACCGUGGACUACUUGGAGUCAUGCAUGACUGGUGUGAACCAUUUGAUACUUACCCAAGAACAUAUGACUUGUUGCAUGCGCAUGGUCUCUUCUCCAUUGAAAGGAAAAGAUGCAACAUAUCCACAAUCAUGCUUGAAAUGGAUCGGUUAUUAAGACCUGGUGGACGGAUAUACAUCCGUGAUUCUCUUGCUGUUAUGGAUGAACUUCAGGAAGUUGGAAAAGCCAUGGGUUGGCACGUAUCUCUGAGGGACACAUCUGAGGGUCCUCAUGCAAGUUACAGGAUUUUGACAUGUGACAAACGUCUUUUACGAGCCUGAGUUGAUGAGUACUUGAGUUGAAAGGGGAAAUCAAACAAUGUCUGGUCAUGCGCUUUCAUUGGAAGAGCAGGAGACAGUAUGGAAAGUGUAGGGACUAAUUGCUCAACUCCAUUAAUAUAUAUUGAUGUGGAUAGACUGUGAUUAUUCAGAGCUUCAUCGUUCUGCAAUAAAUGGAGCUGAAGGGGAUGGCUGCCCUACGUAACGCAUGCUGUUUUUAGAACCACGUAUCCUAUAAUGAGGCAGUUCAUGUGCAGCUAGCCCACUGUAGUGAAAACAUUUUUUGGUUUGCAUUCAAAGAAAUUUACUCUCCAGUUAUCAAUUUUAUUCAUUUACUUUAAUUUUUAUUAUGAUAGGCACAGAAGUUACUUGCAUCAUUGUGUUGAUAAUGUCACCAUCUCUUUCCAUUCAUUGCUGUUGCUGCUCGUAAUUGUGAUGAUGAAUAUGUAUCCAGCUCUAAAUUCACCUGUAGCAGAUGUACUGAAGUUAGAUUAAUCUCAAGGAGCAAAUUAUUUUA